AUGAAGAGCACACGACACGAUGCCUCGGUCAAGUGGAAGUGGGCCUCGUCCAUGCUCGCUCUGGCCUCCAUGGAGGCGGCCACGGAGGGGAGCAGCGAGUUCGAGGAGGCCAGCCUGGCCAGCAAGCGCAAGCAGUUCCAGCAGGCCAACGACAAGUUUGCCGAAGCGGCGCGCAUGGUGGGCUGGGGCGGAGUGCAGCGCGAAUGGGGCGUCUGUCUCAUGAGGUGGGCGCUCUGGGAGAUCAGGGUGCUGCAGAACAAGGAGCGGCUGACGCUCAUGAAGGAGCAGGACAAAGAGCGCGAGCGGAUACGAAGCCUCAGCUUCGCCUACGGCACCGAGGGCUGGGAUCCACACCGGCGCGAGGCCGACUUUGUCACCAUCAGCCUGGGCGAGUCGUCCGCCGGGCUGCAGCAGAAGCGCGAGGCGCUCGCCCACCGGCCCCACCGGGCCGCGACGACCGGCGACGACACCAACAACCCCACAGCCGGCGCCGGCGCCGACGUCGGCUUGGACGGCGGCGCGGUGGCCUCGCCGUCGCGGGUGCGCAGCAGGACCAGUGCGGGGGUGCGCGAGGAGUUUGACCGCGAGCCCGCGACGCCGCCCAAGCCCCAGGGGGGCUUCCUCUCGUCCCUGCUGCGCCGGGGCAGCUCGGUCAUCUCCUCCUCGCUCUCCUCGCUGGCCAUGGCCCCAACGCUGCCGCCGCCGGCGGACAUAUUCGAGCCCUAUCCGCCGGCCACGACACGGCACGAGGUGGAGGAGCUGGCCAGGCGCCACGAGGAUCGCGUGCUGUCGACGAGAGGCCUUCGUGGUGGCAACCGCCCGCCGGCGGGUGGCGCGGCUGUCGAGGAGACGGCCUACAGGGAGCGGGACUUCACCAAGGAGAGCGAGGAGAUGCAAAUCGCCAGCACCAUCGAGAGCCUGUUCGAGCAGGCCUACGAGAAGUUCAGCCUCGGUGAAAAACUGUACACGGAGGAGAUGAACAGGCUCAGCCUGCUCCAGGAGAUCGAGGUGAAGAGCGGCAGCUCGGGCGAGGAGAGCGGCGCCUAUGACUACCGUCGGGUGCCCACCGACACCGCCGCCCGAAGCGACGACGACAAUGACGACAGCGCCGGCUACGACGACGACCACGACGUCGACGUCGACGGGGAGCAGAACCAGGAGGGGAAGGAGAGGGACGAGGAGCCCAACGAAGAAGAGGAGGAGACUGGGGAGGGGGAGGAGGUGCCGGGUGAGGCCGAGGCGCUGGACAACCCGGCCAUCCAGGAGGAGGCGGCGCAGACCUACGAGGGGUCGAGGGAGCGCAACGCCAACAUGGAGAAGUUCUACUGCCUGCUCCUGGCCAAGUGGGAACACGAUGACCUGUUGCUGGAGGCGUCGGCGGACUUGACCGAGCAAUCGCCGGCCGACCUAGACGCAUACGAAGAAGACAUGAGGCAUGCGUUCUCGCUCUAUCAGACGGCCUGCCACCUCUUCUUCCGCGCCUACCGAUGUGUAAAUAGGUCCACGGAGAUAGCUCCGGAGGACGAGAAGAGGCUCAUGAUCCAGUGCAUCACCAAGUGGGCGCGCAGCGUGGACGGCAUGCUGACGCUGAAGGAAGUCCAGCCGGGCGUGAGCGGCGACCACGCCACCGAGGAGGGCGAGGGAGGAUUUCACGAGAUGGUGGACCUCUUCCUCGCCGCCUAUUCGUCGAGGAUGAUGCAAUAUGGGAUGGGCGAAUUCACGCUGGGUCCGCUGAUCGCGAUCGCCCUCAGCAAGGACCCGCACGCCGCCCAAGCUGGCAAGCAGAUGAAGCUGAGCAUGAUCGAGGAGAUCAGGAAGGGCGAGGAGCAAACCCAAAGGGAGGGCAUUCUCAAGGAGCUGAAGAAGCUGCCGCCCGACAUCGUCGCCGAAAUCCAGCGUAACCAAUUGUCCCAGCAAGAGAUAGUGGAGAACUACGACAUCUUCCGCAACGCGCUGUGGUUCCGUACCCGCAUCAUGCUGGCCAGCCCGCUGGCCUCCACCAUCUCCGCCUCCGUUCCGCCCUUCGGCCCCUCCGCCUCCUUCCUCCCCGCCUUCUCCGCCAGAUACAAGCGAGUGCGGUUGGACAGCUGUCGCGCGAGAAGAAAGCAGCGGAUGAAGAGGAGAAGGGAGCCCCCAGCAUCGGCCGCCGCCGCCGAGGUCGAGGUCAAGCUGUUGGCCGAGAACCCGAAGAACCGAUACACCCACUGGGAGGUGAUCGGCCAGGGUGCCUUUGGAGAGGUCUUCACCGCCAAGUCCGUCACACAUCCCGAUGAGCGGGAGCUCCGACGCGGCAAGGCCGAGAUCGCGCUGAUGGCCAAGUGCCGACAUCCGAACAUUGUGUCGCUUGUCGACGCGUUCCACUGGAACAACACCAUAUGGGUGGCAAUGGAGUACUGCGACGGCGGCACCCUGCGCCAGUUCCGCCAGAAGGCGGACAUCGACGAACCCGAAAUCGCCUACAUCUGUCGCGAGAUAUUGAAGGGGCUGCAGUAUCUGCACUCGCGCGGACAGAUGCACCGCGACCUCAAGGGCGAGAACGUGCUGCUCAACCUCUCCGGCGAGGUCAAGAUCGCCGACCUGGGCCUCGCGGCCGACGCCAAGACCGCCGCCGCGGCGGGCAUCGCCGGCACGCCCGGCUUCAUUGCCCCCGAGAUGAUCAAACGCACCGGCUACGACACCAAGUUGGAUAUUUGGAGCUUCGGGUGCCUGGUGAUGGAGAUGGUGGAGGGCUCGGCCCCGUACCGAGAGUUGCUGCCCAUCAAGCGGCUGAUGCGCACCGCCAUCUCGGGCGCGCCUGGCCUCAAGGAUCCGGAGCAGUACUCGAAGGCGUUCCGUCACUUCCUCUCGUGCUGCCUCCAGACCGAUCCCAAGCUCCGCUACUCGGCUGCUCAACUGCUCCACCAUUCGUUCCUGGAGCAGGCGAUAGGGAAGGAGCGGAUUGUGGGCCUGUUCUCGUACAUCUUCGUGGGCGAGACGCUGGAGCUGACGGGCCUCAUGUAA
Molecule: messenger RNA, 3000 nt
Organism: Acanthamoeba castellanii str. Neff
Lineage: Eukaryota; Discosea; Longamoebia; Acanthamoebidae
Product: protein kinase domain containing protein
Exons: 26
Coding region: 1-3000 (999 amino acids)
Biological process (GO): intracellular signal transduction; protein phosphorylation; regulation of MAPK cascade
Cellular component (GO): cytoplasm
Molecular function (GO): ATP binding; protein serine/threonine kinase activity
Source: RefSeq, a predicted model, not a curated record